Cyphellophora attinorum is the source of this 369-nucleotide messenger RNA. RefSeq lists its product as uncharacterized. The record is from RefSeq and is a predicted model, not a curated record. Bases 1 to 369 code for a protein of 122 amino acids. The transcript has a single exon. Lineage: Eukaryota; Fungi; Ascomycota; Eurotiomycetes; Chaetothyriales; Cyphellophoraceae.
AUGGUGCCCACCGACCUGGACGAGAAAUCCGGCUUCAUCCACCUUUCGACUGCCGCGCAGGUGCCUGGGACGUUAGGGCGGUUCUUUAGGCUUCCUCCGGGGGAGCAGAGCAGUGUUUAUUUGCUGAGGGUCGAGUUGGCGGCUCUUGUCGCGCAGGGUGCGGAGAAGUGUGUAGUGAAGUGGGAGAAUGGGGAUGGUGAGGAAGGGGCGGAAUGGGAGGAGGGGUUCUUUCCGCAUGUGUAUUUUGGGGAUGGGAGGAUGGUGUUGGAGAAAGAGGAGGUGGAGAGUGUGGUUGAGUUUGUCAGUAGGCGGGAGGAGGAGGGAUGGGAGGGGGCGCUCGGGAGGACUGUGGAGGGGUGGUUGGUUUGA